AUGGGAAUAGCUGAUAUUGGAGGUUCAAUGGUAAUUCACAUGUUUGGAGCUUUCUUUGGAUUGACAGUUUCUGCAUUUACAUCAGUUUCUAAAUGUAAGGGACAUAAAAGAGCAGAAAGUAAUUAUAUUUCAGACUUAACUUCUCUUUUGGGUUCUGUUUUUCUAUGGAUGUAUUGGCCUUCAUUUAAUGGAGCAUUAUAAUAUGAAAACUCUGAAGCUAUGAAUAGAGCUUUUACUAAUACUAUAUUGUCUUUAAGUGGUAGCGUAUUUGCAGCUUUUACUUGCUCUAUUAUGUUUAGGAGUGGAGAAUUUAAAAUUAAUGUUAUUGAUAUAUAAAAUGCUUCUUUAGCUGGUGGUGUUGCAAUGGGUACUUGUGCUGAUAUGCAUAUUUUACCUAUUUAUGCUAUUUUAAUUGGCAUUUUUGCAGGAUGUGUAUCUACUCUAGGUUUUUCUAGAUUUAUGUUUAUUAUUGAAAAUAAAUUAUAAUUACAUGAUUCAUGUGGUGUUUUGAAUUUGCAUGGAAUUCCUGGACUUUUAGGCGCUAUAUGGGGUUGUAUUGCUGCUGGCACAUCUUAAAACUAAAAUGAUUCAAUUGCUUAAUUGUAAAUGGUUUAUAUAAAAGCAGGUGAAAGUGACUGGAAUUAAUAAAAAUAAGGACAUAUUUAAGUUAUAUAUCUGUUUAUUACUUUAAGUAUCGCUAUUGGUUCUGGAAUUAUCGCAGGUAUUUUUUUAAAAUUAUUUGGAAAUAUUCCUACUAAAUUUUAUGAAGAUGGAGAAAUGUUCCAUAUGCCUCAUAUUAUUUAUGAAGAUAUGGAAAAAUUGCCAACCUGCAAUUGCAAAUGA
Ichthyophthirius multifiliis is the source of this 843-nucleotide messenger RNA. Its product is annotated as rh50 glycoprotein, putative. The transcript is spliced from 3 exons. The record is from RefSeq and is a predicted model, not a curated record. Gene Ontology annotation, biological process: ammonium homeostasis; ammonium transmembrane transport. Gene Ontology annotation, molecular function: ammonium channel activity. Gene Ontology annotation, cellular component: plasma membrane. Lineage: Eukaryota; Ciliophora; Oligohymenophorea; Hymenostomatida.